Molecule: messenger RNA, 1980 nt
Organism: Mercenaria mercenaria
Lineage: Eukaryota; Metazoa; Mollusca; Bivalvia; Venerida; Veneridae
Product: probable N-acetylgalactosaminyltransferase 9
Exons: 11
Coding region: 67-1782 (571 amino acids)
Cellular component (GO): Golgi apparatus
Source: RefSeq, a predicted model, not a curated record
GCAUGACGUCAUGAAGGAAACGUAAACACCAUGGUUGACACAAGUAGAUAGCACGAAUGGUCGAAAAUGUCUCUGCCACGUUUCUUCAGGAGGCAUCGAUUAACUUGGAAGUUAUUGUCACUUUUAGCUCUAUUUUCAAUUGGUUUAUACUUCCUACUUGGUAACAAAUCAACGAAUAAUUAUGUCAGGAAUACCGAAGUUGGUGAGGAUGUUUUAAAAUUCAGACGUGCACGUUUUGAAAAAUACCAAGCUUAUGAAGGUAGUAGAAGUGGCCUUGGUGAGAAGGGACUAGGAGUGGAGUUGCAUGGAAAAGAGAAAGAAAAGGCAGAUUCUCUUAUGGACAAAGAAGCAUUUAAUAUUAUUGCAAGUGAUAAGAUAUCGCUGGAAAGAUCUGUCAAAGACGUGAGAGAUAGCAGAUGUCACAGUAUUGAGUACCCAAAAGUUCUCCCAAAAGCCAGUGUAGUGAUUAUAUUCCACAACGAAGCCUGGUCACCCUUGUUACGUACAGCCCACAGUGUUGUUAAUAGAUCUCCACCCGAAUACCUCCAUGAAGUGAUACUGCUGGACGACUUUAGCGAUAGAGAUGGUCUUGGAGAAGAAUUAAGUAAGUAUGUAGCCAAAACCUGGCCAGAUGGGGUAGUUAGAAUCGUGCGCACCAAGGAGCGAAGUGGUCUGAUUCGGGCUCGAUUAGCAGGAGCUAAGGCUGCUACUGGGGAUGUACUUAUAUUUCUUGACUCCCAUUGCGAGGCUGCUCCUGGAUGGAUUGAACCUCUGUUAGCACGGAUCCAGGAGGAUCGCACGGCAGUGCUGUGUCCAGAGAUAGACAAUAUUGAUAAAUAUACGCUAGAUUACGGAGGAACAGGCUCGUACUCUGUCGGCGGGUUCUGGUGGAGUCUUCAUUUUGCCUGGCGUCCAAUUCCACAACAUGAGCAAGAGAGGCGUAAAUCUUCAACUGAUCCAAUUAGAUCUCCAACUAUGGCAGGUGGACUGUUUGCAGCAGACCGUAAAUAUUUUUUUGAGAUUGGUGCAUAUGAUGAUGGUAUGGAUGUAUGGGGUGGAGAGAAUCUUGAAAUCUCAUUUAGGGUAUGGAUGUGUGGUGGGAAGCUAGAAUUCAUUCCAUGUUCUAGAGUGGGUCAUAUAUUCCGCUCUAGUCAUCCUUAUACAUUCCCAGGUAAUAAAGAUACCCAUGGCAUAAACUCAAUGCGUCUAGCAGAGGUUUGGAUGGAUGAAUAUAAGAGACUAUUUUAUACACAUAGGAGGGAUUUACUUGAUAAAGACCCAGGAGAUCUAACAGAGAGGAAACAGUUGAGAGAAAGACUGAAAUGUCACAGUUUUAAGUGGUUUUUAGACAAUGUGUACCCGGAGAAGUUUAUUCCUGAUGAAAAUGUUCAUGCUUGGGGAAUGGUACGAAAUCCAUCCAGUAACCUUUGCUUGGACACGCUCGGAAAAGAUGAAAAGACGGUGUUUGACAUUGGUUUGUUUUCUUGCCAAGGAGGGGCCAGUGCAAGUGAGGUGUUUUCAUUAAGUUUAAAAGAUGAGUUACGUCGAGAAGAUGGAUGUAUGUCAACAUCUGGAAGUGAUGGAGGUACAAUUGCACUAACAAAAUGUAUAGCAGGUGAUAGUAGGCAACAAUUUAAACAUGAUAAGCAAAAGGGUACAAUUAUACAUGUAGGUAGUGGGAGAUGUUUAGAUGUGGCUAAUGAAAAAUCAUCAGGUCAUGUGCGAGUGAAAGACUGUUCUAACACAGACACACAGAAAUGGACUUUUGAACACUAUUUGUAGCACAGGCAAAGAACUAAGAAAUUAGAACUAUUUUCUCACAUUGGGUUAGACAGAAGCAGUCCAUGGCUCUCAGAUUAGAAAUUCGAGACCAGUCCAGAAACUUAAGCAUCUGAUUGGUUAUUUCUUUGUACAGUAUUUGAAAUUGACCAAUAGCAAGGUAGCAUUGUGAGACUGGUCUCCAAACUUAAGUUUUUAGCU